Colossoma macropomum (tambaqui) is the source of this 1463-nucleotide messenger RNA. RefSeq names its product tetraspanin-8-like. Lineage: Eukaryota; Metazoa; Chordata; Actinopteri; Characiformes; Serrasalmidae. Gene Ontology annotation, cellular component: membrane. The record is from RefSeq and is a predicted model, not a curated record. Bases 132 to 920 code for a protein of 262 amino acids. The transcript has 9 exons.
CUUACUGGAAGGCCCGCCCUAAGUUUGUGAAGUUCAGCCCACUUCCCCGUAUUCAUUUUCGGAACAUAGGAAUGUAGUACCAUCCCACAAUCAGUUGGUUCUCCGUUUCCGUCAGAAGAGCUGCUUUGAAAAUGGCGAAAAUAAACCCAUGUUUUCGGAGGAUUUUCGUUUUCUUUAACGUCCUUUUUGCGAUAUUUGGGGCUGUGGUUUUGGGCCUGGGCUUGUUGGUACAUCUCCAGCUGGAUGAGCAUGAAAGCAAGUUGUCUGCAGUCGUCGUCCUGGUUGUUUUCGGAGCCGUCACCUUCAUCCUUGCUGUUCUGGGAGCUUAUGGCGCUCAGAAAGAGAACAAGAAUGUCCUGAUCGCGUUUUUCGUCUUCAUGUGUGUGGGGACAAUUGCUCUUCUGCGCAUGGCUAUUGUAAUGGCGAUCUCACGUCCAGAGGUGACGUCAGUGAUGAAGCAAGAACUUAACAAGGCUGUACCUCUGGAUGCAGCCAGUGAAGAUGUCAAGAACGCUAUGGAUUAUAUUCAGAAGCAGGUCAAGUGUUGCGGACUCUUUAAUGGCUACCAGGACUGGGGAAACCAAGUUCCUGAAUCAUGUGACUGUGGAAGUGAUGAGGCCGAUCAGUGUCAGAAGAUGACCCCCAGAAACACUUACCUGAAGAUAUUUGAGGUGAGGAGCAGGAUGGUCUACUCACAGCCGUGUGGCUUCAUGAUGCUGCAAUAUAUCAGUCUGGUGUUUGACGUCACCUUGGGUGUGCUCUUUGGCUUUGCAACUUUGGCUCUUUUGGGAGGAGUGAUGUCACUCGCAAUGAUUAUCUGUAUCACUGCUAUUCCCCGUCCCAAGUGUAUCAGCAGUCCGCCAAUCUUCUCUGUCAGCCCUCAUCCACCAAAGUACUCUGAGCUCAUCCAGUCUGCCUAGUAAGAGCACUUUGCUCUCAGAGUCUCAUUUGCUUAAACAUUUAGCCCAAAGAGCUUUGCUGGCUGCUCAUAUGGAUGAUACAGAUUUGAUAAAUUGCACUUAUCUCUGACAUUAGCGCUUUUUAUUUGUUCAUUUUUCAUUUUCAGCAUUUUGUUUGCUCUACUGAAAAGCGUUGUAAGCCAGGCUAAUAAAUCAACUUGCAUUUCUUUGUUCUGAAACAUUUUCUUGAAAAGGGGAUUUUUUUUUUUAGUUUAAAGCUUUACCUUUAUUGAAAACGGAUCUCUGAAUAGGGUUUUGGGCCAAUUUUAUAUAUAUAUAUAUAUAUUUUUUUUUUUCUGCUGUUGUACUGUUUGUAAAUGACCUUCUACUCAAGUGCAGUGGCCACCAACCCUGCUUCCUGCCUCCUGAGUUACAAGAUAGAAUAUGAAUGUAUUUCCUGCAGUGACCUUUUUAUAUAUAUAUAUAUAUAUAUUUACUAUAAGAGGAUGUGACUGUAAUAAAUAACUUGAGUGUUUCCUACAAUAAAUCUGACUAUAACCAUAA